AACUUUAUAUGAUUCGCUGUCGAGAAGUUUGUCCAAUUGCAAAAGGCGUUUUUAGCGUGGUUGCCUCGCCGGUUGCCUUGCGCCUUUUGGGGUGGCAUGCAUGAAAAUGGCUUCAGCCUUGCAUUCGGAGUGAUUUGGGGCUUUCGAGAUACUGUGUCGUGCUUUUACCGCUCUUUUGUGACAUUGGAAUUUUGAUAUAUCUUUGCUGGAAAUCCGAUUUUCUUUUUCCUCCCCUUCCAAGCUGUUUUGAUUUUUUCCAGUCCGUGUCAGUGACUCCGUAUUGGCGUAUUAUAUUGAUUUAAUAUCUUCACUUCUUAUUGCGACGAGUCUUGUUUGGGAAUAUGGCAGUUGCAGAAGCGGAAUCACUUCCUUGGUCCAAGGUUCUCUCCUCUGGCAUUCUUGAGGUCUGCGGAGACAGUGUGCCAUAUCACACCUUCCCCAUCCAUGAAUAUUUGUUCCGACAACGAUGCAACACCAACUGCUCGUUGUGGAAGGGGAGCUUGGACGAGACAAGACGACGCUUUAUAAUCCAAAAUGCGGCACCGGAAAUCGUCGUCCGUUUCGUCGAAUGGGCGUAUAGAGACUCGUACUCGGAUCGAGUCGAGCUCCCACGUCUACCUGCAGCAAUGCUCAAUCAAACUGUACCUGGUAGACCUCUGACGCCACCAAGAGAAGACCACACAAAUGGACACGAUGCGAGCCCUCAAAGUCGCUACCACUACACUGCAUACUCGGGGUCACCCAAAGCAAUUCAGUCUUUGAAGUCUCGCCAACACCCAGACGCGCACGACAGACUGGUAGCCGACAUGAACCAUCCACUUCUCUGCCAUAUGCACAUGUACAAGCUCGCAACUGCGUACCAGAUUCAGCCGCUUCGAAGCUUAGCUUGUCAAAAGAUAGAAAAUGCGCUGAUGUCGCUGAGUCUUUUGGAGACCGCUGCUUUGGAAAGCGUCAUAGCUCUUCUGGAUUUAUGCUUCAAUGUCCUUCAUCUUGAUGUUGAGGAUCCCCUGUCCAAAUGGCUGGAGAAGUAUACGGCAUAUCAUAUAAUAACCCUCCUCGGCGACGCCAAGUUCACGUCUGUCGCCCAGCAACGACUGCCAAGGAUUGUUAGCCUCAUGAGUCGCGCCCCGUUGCCCUCAAGGAAUGGCCUACAUUGGGAUUUUAUUUUCCCAGCCUUUGAAGAGAAUGAGGAAGAGGGGAAAGAUCACGAAGAUGAACAUGCAGCUACAGUUGAGCAAGAGCCCUCUAAUGAGCAGCCGGCCGUGGCGGUUGAGGACUAUUCAGAACAAGCACCGACAUCAGACGUGGUCGAAGAUGUCAAUGAGCCAAUACCAGUUACGGAAGAUUCGCCGGAAGAUGAAGAACCAACAGUUGAGGAUACGCCGGUUUGCUUUGACGACUAUUCAGAAGAAGUCCCAGAACCAGCCGAGGAAAAGGCCAUUGACGACUAUCUAGAAGAAGCAUCACUUCCGCUUAAGGAUGACGCUGAAGAGAUACUGGCCCCGGCUUUGUUGUCAGAACCUGAACCUGAACCGGCACCAGAGCCAGAAGCUCUUCAACUCACCACCCCAGAGAAUGCAACUGAUGAGCUAGGCACUUUGGGGGGACUAUCCAGCAAAAAGAAGAAAAAAGGAGUAGCGAAGAUGAAGAAGAAGACCAAGAAGAAGAACUGGCUCAAUUCCGAGACUAAUGACGAAGAAAAAUCGCCGGAGGAAGCUGUGGUGGGGAUUCCUGAAGAAGCAAUAACCCUGCCUACAGAGCAGGCUGAGCAGGCUGAGCCGCUGCGGGAUGAGAGGGGGUUUAAGUGGUCAGGUUGGGGCGCUCCAACGACUGAAAGGAACGAGAAGAACAAAAACAAAUUGGAUUUAUCAUGGGACUAGAAAGGUGAUCAGACAGUUUGAACGGGUUUCCUCCCUUCAUGAAUAGCUUUCCAUCCCACGGUUCUAGUCAUUUAGUGGUGAAUUAAUGAAAGCAAUUUAUUAUUUUCCUCGCUGAUUCAUUAAACUCCUUCCGCCGUACAGGAUAGAACGAUUAAAUCACAUGAAUAACUCACAUAAUACAAUAUUCCUUGCUGCACAUCUUC
This is a messenger RNA of Xylona heveae TC161, 2083 nucleotides long. RefSeq lists its product as hypothetical. The coding region runs from base 342 to 1880 and encodes 512 amino acids. NCBI's taxonomy places the organism in Eukaryota, Fungi, Ascomycota, Xylonomycetes, Xylonales, Xylonaceae. The transcript is spliced from 2 exons. The record is from RefSeq and is a predicted model, not a curated record.